Molecule: messenger RNA, 6269 nt
Organism: Manis javanica (Malayan pangolin)
Lineage: Eukaryota; Metazoa; Chordata; Mammalia; Pholidota; Manidae
Gene: SLC33A1
Product: solute carrier family 33 member 1
Biological process (GO): acetyl-CoA transmembrane transport
Cellular component (GO): membrane
Molecular function (GO): acetyl-CoA transmembrane transporter activity
Source: RefSeq, a predicted model, not a curated record
UUGAGACCAGGACCACUUCCGGAAGCGCGAGGCCGGAAGUUAUCUGGUAUCUCUGGAGCCCGGGGUACAAAGUGUAGUCGGCUUCUUUGGUGGCCGUGAGAGCUGGCGGUUGGUCGGGAGACUAGCCGCUCAGUCUCGCCGCUGCUUAGGGGCGCGGUUCCGUCGUAGCACCACGGCCCCUUCCUCCCAGCCCCGAGCCCGGCGCGGCUGCCCGGGAGGCUCCUUCAGAUUCCUUGACGCCGCGCCAAGGGGCGCCUACCUGGCAUCGCCUGGGCCUCCAGCCAGGGGACUGGCUCCCAGUUUCAGCACUCCAGGCCACAGUAAGAAGUGCCCUUAUCACCCUGCGCCCUGUCGCCCUCCCUGAACCAUCGGGACUCUGGUCCAGAGCGACAGCCUCGGACCUGGGACUAGAAGGAUCCAAGACGCUCAGCCUUGGCCCCCCACAGACGGAGCUCUGCAUCGUCUCCGAUAUGUCACCCACCAUUUCCCACAAGGACAACAGUCGGCAACGACGACCAGGGACUUUCAACCAUUCUCUGGAUAUGAAGAGCGGUCCUCUGCCUCCGGGGGGCUGGGAUGACAGACAUCCGGACUUGGUGGGGGUGGAAGGGGACAAAGAAGCUCUUCUGCGGGAUACCGACUCUGGUGAUUUCUCAAAAACCCCACGGAGCUGCCGGGCCGAAUUAAGCAGCAUUUUGCUGUUGCUUUUUCUUUACGUUCUUCAGGGCAUUCCACUGGGUCUGGCGGGAAGCAUCCCACUCAUUUUGCAAAGCAAAAAUGUUAGCUAUACAGAUCAAGCUUUCUUCAGCUUCGUCUUCUGGCCCUUCAGUCUCAAAUUGCUCUGGGCCCCGUUGGUUGAUGCUGUUUACUUUAGGAACUUCGGACGUCGAAAAUCUUGGCUUGUCCCUACACAGUAUACAUUGGGACUCUUCAUGAUAUAUUUAUCCACUCAGGUGGACCGUUUGCUCGGGAACACUGAUGGCCGAAACCCCGAUGUCGUUGCUCUUACCGUGACUUUCUUUUUGUUUGAAUUCCUGGCUGCCACUCAGGACAUCGCUGUGGAUGGUUGGGCGUUAACUAUGUUAUCCCGUGAAAACGUGGGUUAUGCUUCUACUUGCAAUUCAGUUGGCCAAACAGCGGGCUACUUUUUGGGCAAUGUAUUGUUUUUGGCCCUUGAAUCCGCCGACUUUUGUAACAAAUAUUUGCGGUUUCAGCCUCAAUCCAGGGGAAUCGUUACUCUUUCAGAUUGGUUUUUCAGCAGCAGAUGCAGUAACAGGACUGAAAUUGGUAGAAGAGGGAGUUCCCAAAGAGCAUUUAGCCUUAUUGGCAGUUCCAAUGGUUCCUUUGCAGAUAAUAUUACCUCUGAUUAUCAGCAAAUACACUGCAGGUCCCCAGCCACUAAACGUGUUUUACAAAGCCAUGCCCUACAGGUUACAUUGUACAGCAUGUAUGUUUCCAUAAUGGCAUUCAAUGCAAAGGUUAGUGAUCCACUUAUUGGAGGAACAUAUAUGACCCUUUUAAAUACUGUGUCCAAUCUGGGAGGAAACUGGCCCUCUACAGUAGCUCUGUGGCUGGUAGAUCCCCUAACAUUGGAAGAAUGUGUUGGAGCAUCAAACCAGAAUUGUCAAACACCUGAUGCUGUUGAGCUUUGCAAAAAGCUCGGAGGUUCCUGUGUUACAGCCCUGGACGGUUAUUACGUGGAGUCCAUUAUUUGUGUCUUUAUCGGAUUUGGUUGGUGGUUCUUUCUUGGUCCAAAAUUUAAAAAGUUACAAGAUGAAGGACCAUCCUCAUGGAAGUGCAAAAGAAGCAAUUAAUGCUUUCACUACUGGACAUUCUAGAAAGGUAACUAGUUUUAAUUCAGAGAGCUAUGAUAAUUGGUGCACAGGAGUGUAAAAUACUAUUUUAAAGAAGGAAAUUGUUACUAUAAAAUGCCAAAUGGUUAAAAAUAGAGACUUCUCUUUAUAUAUUGGAUUAUAUUUUUCCUUGCCUUGUCAAUAUGUGUAAAGUUAAGGUCAGGAAACUGGUUCUAAAAUAACUGUUCUGGCCUUGUAAUUUGAUUUAUGUAUUUUUAAUUUACUGACCAAAAUCUGUUUUGAACUGCAGUGCAGUAGUCAUGGGUGGUACCAUGCAGUCAAGUAUUGUUAUCAGUACCUAUCAUUUGAGCUGUAUUUAAAUUUUUGGUAAAAUAUAUUAAAUGGAACAAAGCUUGAUGUUUGGGUUCUAGCUACAACUAGUCUGGCCUUGUUGAUAGUUAAAUCUGGUUUUGAAUUGCAAACUGGUUAAAUUCUAUGUGGAAUUUGCUAAGGAGAAUGUAGAUGCCAUUUUUGUGACCAUCGCCACAUUGUACUAAUGAAUAUGUGUUAAAAAGACUAUUUUAAAUAUAUUUCCUGCUUUUGUAAGCAUAAAAAAUUUAUAAGAUUAUUCAAACUAUUUUUUAUAAAAUGAAAGCUGUGAUUUUUAAUUUAUUGAUUCCCUGCCCCCCUUCCCCACCCUUUUGGAAGGUAUUUGGAUUCCUUGUUAACGUUUACCCUAAAGCUUACUUAUGUCUUUUUGUCAUAGUGCUUCAUGGCACACCGCUCAUAAGGGGACCAAAUUUAGUGCUGUAUGUAUGUUCAUGGAAAAAUUUUUAAAAUAAAAUUGAACAUUUUUCUUCAAGUAGAUUUUUUUUUUUUUUGUAUUACUGAGAGAAUAAACAGUAAAGCUUCAGAUUAUGUAAGAUACAAAUGAAUAAUAUAAUUUUAAAGACAAGGGCUUUAAAGGGAGACAGGCAUUUUGUGCCUUUAACAAAUUAAAUCGUGUUGGAAGAAUUUUUCUUAAUUAAGCACUUUACUAGUGAGAAAGAUCUUAAAAUUAUACCAAAUCAAGUACUGUAUUUCUGCUUACUAAAACAUAGUUUGUUUAUAAACUAUAGUUCCCAGUGAAGAAUUACUAUCCUAGGAGAAUUAAGCUUUUGAGUACUUUGGCAAUUUCCAAGAUAUUAUGUAUACCUGGUAAUAAGAUUCUUUGCAAACUUUGUGUUGUUUAUAACUCUGACUCCUUAGAGAUUACAUAAAUCUUUCACAAAAAAAGAUAAAGAUGAACUUUAGUAAUUUUAUCUUUGUGGGAAUGUACAUACUAACUUCUGAUUUUGUUAAUUUUAUGACAUAGGUUGAAUUUUAGAGUGGGGUUUUUUAUAAGUAAUGGAGGAUAAAAUGGAUAAAAUGGGUGGGAGAAAAUGGCUCUCAGCAUCUGAAGAAGGACAGAGGCAGUGGCCUCUAGAACUCAUGCAUUGCCGUUAGAAAACCUGUGUUGGGCAUCGAUGUCAGAGCCUGAAGAAUCACCUGGAAAAUCACCCUAGAAACAAGGAGACUACACCAAACCGUAGACUACAGUACUUCGUCACAUGGAUUGUCCAUUGUCUUGUAUUAUCAUCUAAAUGUUUACUUCAAUAAAGAAAAAAAAACAUUUAACUCUCAUGUGAAAUGUAUUUCAAUUUUUAAUUUUUCGAUUUAAGAAGCUCACACUACCAUAAUUACCUUUUAUUUCUUCCCCAUUCAUAUUAUUACAAAUUAUACAUACUUUGAAAUAUAUGUUCAACUCUGCAAUUGUUAAUCACAUGAAAUAUUAAGAUAUAUUUUAGGCCUUUAACUGUAAGAGUCAUUAUUUGUAUUUGCUCUAGAAAUUAAGUUAUUUUCAACUGUAGUCAUUUGGCUAUUUGGGUACAUGCUUGUUAUGAAUGCCAGAAAUGACUUGUUAGUAGCUAUGUACAACUAUGUAGCAUGUAUUGAUCAUUGAUGUCAUUUUGCAAAUGAUCUACUUGAUUCUGUGGCUCUGUUAUAAAUCAGUAGUAUUAGAAAAUACUACUUAUUUUUUGUAUGUUUUUCAUAAUACUAAUAGUAUCUUGAUAAGUUAUACCUUGGAGUAUGAACCUUAACUCUUUCAAUUUAGUAUAUAUUUACUUGCUAAUAUCAGUUUAAACAUUUCUCUGUGUUAAUAUCUCCAUUUGCACAUUGGUUGUAACCUGUAUAUAUCUGAGUUUGAGAAGCUCUUGUAAGAUUAGCUCUGACUAAAACUAAAAACUAUAUCUGUUGUAAAUAUUUAAUUUUGCCUAAUCAGUCAUAAAUUGUUCAACAACUAAAACAGAUCUCCCUAUUUUGUAAAAACUUUAAACCUUUCAAAUCUAAAUCUAUUACUUGAUUUCAUCCCUGUAGUAUGAGGGUUUUUAACCUAAACAGAUGUUAGUGGGGUUGUGAAAUUUCUGAAUAGCUUGCAAAACUCUAAAUGUGUAAUUAUUGUCUUUCUGGAGAGAGCUCGUGUUAAAGAGUUUUUAAUGGGUUGUGAUCCAAAACACUCUCAAAGCCAUUGCCUAUUGAAUGUGGGCUGUGAAUUAUAAACAUAAAUUUUAAAUAAUUGUGGUCUAAGUAUUUAAAACAACUUGAAAACAAUGUUAAAAGAAAAAUCCAUGAUGAAAACUGGAAAAUCUCUGUUUGUAAUACUGAACUUGAACCUUGAGGGAUUUAUAGCAGAUAAUACAUAAGUGGUAGGAGAAGGGUGUAAGGGUGAAUUUUAUCCCACAAAAGACAUAUCUUAGUCAUAUAAUCCCUUUUUUCAUAUGAAUCACUUCUAUUUUGCCCUGUUAACAGAAACCCAAAAAUGCAUGCUGUUUUAUAUUAAAUAUUAAAUAUUUGUUUUUCUGUUUGGGGAUCAUGUUUAUUCAUGUAGUUGAAAGGAUGAGCAAAACUAUAUAACACAGACCAGCUAAAAGAAAAGAACUAACUUCUUGGGAACAUUCCAUGCUGAUUUCCAAAAUGUAUUUUAUCUUAGUAUUAGAGAAAGAAAAUAAACUUUAAAAGAAUUCCAUUAUAAUUAGGAUUAGUAUAUUAAAUAGCCAUUUUAGUUACAGAAUGGAAGGUGAUAAGAGUGCAUUAUAAUUAUUGAGACCUUUCAACCUAUGUGUUUGGUAGACAGCAAGGCAUAAUUACUUGAUUUUUCUCUUAGCAGAUUUAAAAUACCUAUUAGAGACCAUGUUCUUUUCCACUACAGCUUGAUCUGCCUGACUUAACAGUGCCAAAUUUUUUUAUGUAAUUACUGUUUAGUUUGGGAGUGAGAGCCUUUCUGUUUCCUACUUGUCAAAACUGCUCUUAGAAUCUUUAUUUUACUCCUCUAAGUUGUCAGCAAGGUAAGUGGACAUGGGGAGCUAAUAUUCCUUUCUGGAAUUCUGUUUUAGUAGAGACAAGUCCUGUAUCAGGGUAGAAUAGUUCAUAUAGAGGACUCAUGCCCUCUCCCUUAAGUAAACAGAAACUUUUAUUUGAGUGCUUGAUUAUAAAGAUUGUUUUAAACAAGGUUUUUUUUGGGGGGUGGGAGGAAAUGGGGCAGACAUUUUGUAUGAGGAAAUAGUUUUAUGUGGCAAAAUGAAAAUUUAAGAUUACUCAUAGUUACUGUUAAUAAAUUUUUGCCAUGUAUAUAAUUUUAAAAAUCAUAUUAAAAUAUCAGCAACAUUAAUUUGCAUAGUUUAUAUAAAAUCUUGAAGCACUGAGAAAAAGGUUGCUAUAGUUUAAUAGCUUUUUGUCAAUAUAGAAAACUUAAUAACAAUUUUGUGUGAAUAAUAAGCACAACUGAAAUGAACAAAGGUACUGAUACAAUUCUUAGGGAAUUAUAAGUCUAAAAUUUAGUUACAAUAAAUUAGUCACAAUGAUAAAAUACAGAUAUCAAAGCCUCUUUCAUCCAAGUGGUCUUAAAUGUUGGGAAAAAUUUACUUUUUAUAGCUUUAUAGUUAAUGAAAUUGACAUUUUUAUCACAUCUAUAAAAUUAAGAAAAUAUAAAAUUGGGACAAAAUUCUGAUAUUUUAAAAAUUAGUUUGGCUUAGUUGAUAAAUUGAUAGAUUAGCACUAUCAGGUUUUAUCAGUGAGUAUACUGUAUCUAUUGUCUUAAGGUACUGUCUUCAGGAAUGUGUAAAACCAAAAAAAUACUAAGUGUUGAAAUCUGUUAUUGCUGAGGUCUGUGAUAUUGCACCCAAGUACAGUUUUGAAUUAAAAAUGCACAGUGCAAAGUCAUUUGUUAAAUCAUUUUUGGAAUAUCUAGCAUGUGCUUUGAUAGCUUAGCAUAUUUAAGUGUUUUAGUAUAUGUGAAAUGUUUAUUUGGUUAAUUUAUUUAAAAAUGUGUAUUAUUUGUUAAAUACGCACUGUUGAAAUUUUUGUAAUCUGAAAUAAAUUCUGUAGAUUUUUACAUAAAGGAUUUAAAUGCUCAAAAUGCUUCACAAUUGAUCUCUAAAAAAUAAAACAUUAAUGAAA